AUGGACUUCGCCAGCCAGCGCAAAGUGGUCAUCAAGCGCGACCAGGGGAAAAAGUACAAGCACUCUGCAUGCGGCAGGAAGCCAUGGAAGGUGACCCCAGAGGUGGGGGGGUUCCUGGUGAAGAAGUUGCUGGCUCUACGCGGGACGUGCAUCUGCACCGCGCCCACUCUGCAGCACACGUUCAAGAGGGACAUGGACACGGACGUAGCCAAGUCUACAAUCUGCAAGGUGCUGCAGAAGAAUGGCUACAAGUGGUUGCCGCAGGCGCAGAAACCGAGGUAUUCCAAAGAUGACCGUGACGCCCGCUUGGCUUUCUCCCAAGAGGUGGUGAAGAUGUCGGCGCGGGAGCUGGAGAAGUACUUAGCCCUCUGCAUGGACGGCGUUGUACUGUCGGUCCCGCCCGAAGACCCAAUCGAACGCUCCAACUUCGUCCACAUCGGCGAAACGCACAUGCGGCGGAAGCCAACAGAGGGCACGAGGUAG
Prorocentrum cordatum is the source of this 483-nucleotide messenger RNA. NCBI's taxonomy places the organism in Eukaryota, Dinophyceae, Prorocentrales, Prorocentraceae. The record is from the annotation of a GenBank genome assembly.